AUGCCAGGUCAACCACCCAAAUACCUCCAGCUUUACAUCUUUGACACUAAAAAUGAAGUCAGGAACCGCAUAAACGCAAUAACCCAAAAUGCAACAGAUGGAAAACUAGAUGAGGCAACAGUAACCCAUCUAAUUCAGAUGAUCGAUGCACACAAUUGUCUUGCCAAGAUUUUUCGGAGAGCACGUGAUAUCUUCGAGUCUAACAGCGGAGAAGAAUUCACAAUCCGAUUAAUCUCACAGAAAGGAAAAGGAAAGCAAUAUGACACACCCGAAACCAAUGAGGUCUCCGGUCUAAUUGUUGGUGACAUGUCUACUACCAUUGGGGAAAGAGAUGUCAUCCUGCAGUUGCAAUCAGGUCAUCUACAAGAAAUCAGAGAUGAUCACCCACUGUAUAUGAGCUUGCAAUACCCGCUACUAUUCCCUUAUGGUGAGUAUGGAUUCCACACAGAAAUACCUAUGAAAUUGGAUGACGCAAACCCAAGAAAAAGAGAGUUCUUAAGCAUUCGUCAGUUUUACGCUUAUCAAAUCCAGACACGUUUGAAAGAAGGAAUGAAAAUAGUAAAGGGAGGUCGCCUUCUUCAUCAAUACGUGGUAGAUGCAUAUACUGCUAUUGAACAAGAAAGACUUCGCUGGGCCAGAAACAAUCAAACCCAACUCAGAGCUGAUCUUUACAAUAAUGUAUGUGAUGCUGUAGAAAAAGGUGACACAGAUGCCAAAAAAAUAGGAAAACGAUUUAUCUUGCCACCAAGUUUUACUGGGGGACCUUGCUAUCUGGUUGAAAAAUAUCAUGACGCAAUGGCAAUCUGUAGACAAUAUGGAAAUCCAGAUUUGUUUAUCACAAUGACAGCUAAUCCAAAUUGGAAAGAGAUAAAAGACCAUCUAGCAGCAUAUGGUGGUGCAUCUCCCAAUGAUAGACCUGAUAUUCAGUGUCGCGUCUUCAAAAUGAAGUUAGACGAGCUGUUGGAAGAUUUAAAGAAAGGAACUUUCUUCAAACCAUACACUGCUGUUAUCCACAGAAUCAAGUUUCAAAAGAGAGGUCUACCACAUGCACAUUUGCUACUAUGGUUUGGAAAGACAACUAAAACUCCAAAACCUGAAGAUGUAGAUGCAAUCAUUUCAGCAGAACUGCCCAAUAAAGAAAAAGAUCCAGAAGGGUAUGAACAGGUAGCAAAACACAUGAUGCAUGGUCCGUGUGGAUUAGACAGACCUCGAUCCCCGUGCAUGGAGAAACAGGUUUGUACAAAAAAAUAUCCACGCCCUUUUACAGAUCAGACAACGAUCGAUAAAUCCGGAUACAUAAUUUAUCGUCGACGCCAGCUAGACAAAGAUUAUGUCAUUAAAGAGAGCACAAGGUUGGAUAAUAGAUAUGUUAUCCCGCAUAACAUGGCUAUUCUGAAAAAGUAUAAGGCGCACAUUAAUGUUGAGUGGUGCAACAGAACAACUGCAAUAAAGUACCUAUUCAAAUACAUUACUAAAGGAGUUGAUAAGGCCACCGUAGUUAUUGAGAAGGGAAAUGAUUCCGGUUCAAGCGUCGAGGGAAAAGGUAAAACCAAGAAGCCGAGAAAUGAGAUACAAGAGUACCUAGAUUGUCGGUACUUAUCAGCACACGAAGCAAUGUGGAGGACUUUUGCUUACCACAUUCACAAACGAAAGCCUUCCGUACAAAAACUAAUCAUCCAUUUGCCUGGACAGCAAAAUGUCACCUACAAAGACACAGACAAUCUGGAUCGUGUUUUGGGGAGACCAGGGAUUGACAAAACUAUGCUGACAGAGUAUUUCGAGCUAAACAAAAGAUCAGAAGAGGCUUGGAAAUGGACAUACGUUCAAAUACCAGAACAUUUUGUAUGGGAUCAAUCUUUGAAGAUAUGGACGGACCGUGAAAGAAGGGAAGCCAUCGGCAGAUUAGUUACAAUACAUCCAAACUCAGGGGAUCUAUACUAUUUAAGGAUAAUACUUACUGAGGUAAGGGGAGUAACCAGUUUUGAAGAACUGCGAACAGUUGACAACAUCUUGCAUCUAGACUACAAAGCAGCAUGCUACACAAAGGGUUUACUGGACAGUGACAAAGAAUGGCAUGCAGCAAUGGUAGAAACAAAUACAUGGGCAACACCGUUUCAAUUACGACAAAUGUUUGUAACACUGCUUAUAUACUGUGAGGUUAGUAAUCCUAAAGAGCUCUGGAAACAUUGUUGGAAAUCAUUAAGCGAAGAUAUCACAUACAGGAAACAAGCAGUUUUCACACAUAAGAACUUAAGCUUAGGAGAUGUUGAGCUAGAACAAUACACGUUGCUGGAGGUGGAAAAGAUUUUGCAUCAACAUGAACGCACAUUACAAGAGUUUAAAGGCAUGCCACAGCCAGAUCCAAUGCUUUUGAAAGAGAUAGGGAAUACACUAUGGAAAGAAGAAAUGAAAUACAGUACCGCUGAGCAGAAAGAGGAGCAUGAAGCCCUUUUUAAACAGCUAAACCCCGAGCAGAGAACAAUAUAUAAGCAGUGA
This is a messenger RNA of Eutrema salsugineum, 2496 nucleotides long. RefSeq lists its product as uncharacterized. The transcript is spliced from 2 exons. NCBI's taxonomy places the organism in Eukaryota, Viridiplantae, Streptophyta, Magnoliopsida, Brassicales, Brassicaceae. Bases 1 to 2496 code for a protein of 831 amino acids. The record is from RefSeq and is a predicted model, not a curated record.